UGUGGUGGUUUCCAUAGCCUUGGGGAAAGAGCUGGGCUUGGAGAGGAAGAAGGGGUCCUGGCCCAUUCCCUUGGAGUCCACUAGGUCCGUGGGCACGUACUCCUUGACGGAGCCUACCACGAUCCAUUUAAGCAGCAUGAGGCUGAGCCCCAGGCCGAUGAAGCCGAUGAACAGAGGCACCACGCACAACCACGUCUGCUGCCGGUUCCACACGAUGCAGUCGCUACAGCGUAACUCCCGGGGGGGUUCGGCCGCCCCUUCUCCGCCGCCGUCCGGGCCCCCGCCCGCCGCCGCCGCCGCCGCAGCCGCCGCGGUGCCCUCCUCGGCUGAGGCGGCGGCUGCCGAAGCGGCACCAGGUGGCGAGGCACCGGCCGCCCCUUCACUCAUCCUAGGAGCCGGUCUUCACCUUCGCCCCCCCGAGGGCCGCGCCAGAGGCAUGGGGCCGCGCGGGCCGGGCGCGGGCGCGGGCGCGGGCUCCGGCGGCGGCGGGCUCCGGCUCAGGCAGCGGCCGCGGCGGCCGCAUGCAAAUCGGCUCCCUGCCCCCACGCCCCUCCCCCCGAGAGGCGGGCGACGGGCGGGGAGGAGAGGACGGGGGAGGGGACGCGGGCCGGGGAGGGGGCGGCGAGGCGCUCGGUAGAGGGGCGAGACCAGCCCCGGCGCCGCCGGCCGGUCAGGGAGAGGCGGGACGAGUCUGCAGCCCGCCUAGGUGCCUCCUGCGCGCCGGGGUCCCUCGGCUGCCAGUGGUGCUGAUGCUGAUGCUGCCGUGGAUGCUGAUGCUGAUGCUGCCGCUGGCGCUGAUGCUGCCGGCCGCCUGUGUGCGCUCCAGCCUCGCCGGCAUCCUCGGUGCGCCGCGCCCGGCCCGCUCCCUGGGGCGCCCGGCCGCACCGCCGCUGCCCCCACCUCAAAUCCUCACGUCACCCUCAGGGGCCCGGGAGAGCAGCCUCUGGAUGCUGGGCGCCGACAAGCCGCAUUCCGACACAGGGGGCCAACCUAGCAGCCCCUCGCCCAGCCCCGCACGCCGCGAUGCACGGUGGUUACACGGCGAGCCCCGGAGGUGCACCUGUUCUUCAGCCGGCCCGCAGCCAACCCUCGAUCAACGCUCUCCGGAAGAAACCAAUCCUAGCGCAGCGCGGAGGGCGAGCGACCCGGCUCGCCUCGCUCCCGCCGCCCGCGGCUCUGCGCCGCUACUGCCGCCGCCACCCGUGAGUCAAACUCCAGCAAGCUACGCCGCCGCUCGGAGCGGGGUACCGCGGGGCGCACCCCAACCAGCACGCAGAGGAUCCCAAACACCCCCGGCGCUGCUGCCGGGUCGACCCGGGCUAGCAAAAAAAAAUUGGAGACAGCGACGGGAGUCCCGGACGUCUUGACCGCUGCUCCAAGCGGUUUCUCGCACUCAGUCAGGCGGCUUCGGGUGUGUGUGUGUGUUUGUGUGCGGAGUCGCCGCGGACGGGGUGGGAUUCGGACAGAGUAGCGCCUCCCACCAACAUCUAAUGGUGCUGUCUUACUGCGCGCUAGAUAAAUAAAGGAUCCAAGCGGACCCCAGUUGGAGAUGAAUGGCACCAGGAGCUCUGGAUCAGCCGUGAACAGGUCUCUGGUGCGGACCCUGCGGGAUCAGACACUGAAGCUGCGGGGAGAAUGCGCACGGGCGUGUUAGGUGGGAGGGCGCCUCUGAGCUCCCUUGCCCCGCCGCGGUGCGGCUGGACAGAGAACCACCUUUGCUUUGGAGUUGCUGGGAGCUGCUGCUAAAGCAGAUGACCUUUCUGUGAUCAGAUCUCCAAGACAUUAACUUACCUUUAAAAAUAGUAUUAUCUUUAAAUGUAGGUACGCCCUAGGAAACAAGGAGAGAGGCAAAAAUGAGAAAAGAUGCUGGCUAAAAUUCUCUUAAAUUUCGUAACCUGUUUCUUCCCUUUGGUAGAGGGAGAUCAGAGUACUUCCAAUCUCAGGUACACUGUUGGUACCUCCUUGAGGACCAGGUAGCACAGACAGGAAACGGGUAAGAGCCAGUACUAAUGUGAUAUACGUACGCUGCUCUGCUCCUGUAAAGCCAUGCUUCCCACCCUACGCAGAUUCCUAGGCUAAGGUGGAAACGAAAGAGGCAACUUUUUUUUUUUCAUUUUUUUUAAACAAGUGUCGUGUGAAUCGCAUCUUCUUUAUCUUGUAGCUCCCAGCGCUAUCCGAGAAUGCAAACAGCAUUCUCCUGCCCUAAGAUGCACUCCACAAAGAUGAAGUUUCCUAGGUAUCCAUUUUAUUCACAGGUUAAGAGCAAAAGAGAAUACUACUCUGAGGAGAUGGCAGAGUGCAGAGAAUACAUUCAAACAGGAAGCUCUUGAGGGAUUGUGCCUACCGAGUUCUUUGCACAAGCAUGAUUAAUAAAUUAUUUUUUGAUGGCAGUAAUGUGGCUGUCACCUCUUUCAGCUCUAACACUGAGACUUACCCCAUAGGAAAAUCUUUGGUUUUUAAUUUAACAAAACAUGCCCUAACCCAGUAGUGCUAAAUGCCUUCCAGAAUUUCAACUGGGAAAAAAAAACAAACAAAACAAACAAUCAAAAAACAAACAACACCAAAACAUUAAAUCCGUACUUUUUUGGCUUUCAAAUGCAAAACCCAAGUAAGAAUGCCUUCACCUCCUGUGGGCUGUCAGGCACCUGCUCCUCGCCUUUCUCCAGCAGUAAAAUAAAAGCGUUUCCACAUUGUAGUAGGUGCUGCUGUUGACACUCGAGAAAGAAGACUUCUUUUCCACACUUAGUUCAUCAUCAUCCCUCCCAAAUCCCACCCCCAGUAUUCUGUGUUCUUUGCCUUCUUCCUCCCCCGCUGGAAUAGAUCCAAAACACAAAGAGAGGUGCUGCAAUGCUUUUCUGGAUAAAUGCUCUCUUCUUAAAACCACAGUUGGACAGUAUCCACAUUCUCUUCAUUGCUUCCCAAAGCCUUCUUCACAUCUCUUUCCAAAUUCCCUCCCCUCCUUCUUUCUACUUCGAUUCAAAAGCUUGUUCGUGGUUCCCUAGGAGUUCCUAUUUUCCUGGAACUCCAGUCACUAUAUAUGAGCUACUCUCACCAGGAAGCAUCUCCAGAGGUUUCAGGGCAGCAGAGCCCAUUGUUUUGAUGGUUUUCUCUUAAGGAUCAGGGGGUAACAGUCUAUCUAGAGAAGUUUAGUAGAUAUAACUGUUCUCACUGUGCAGCUGUAUUGUAAAGCUUUCUGGUAGGAGGGUGAUAAGCAUUGGAAUGAAAUUGGGUAUUGUCCACAAAAGAGUCAAGGUCAACGGCUGGACCUUCUGGCCGCUAAAGACUAGACAGCAUUUCAUUAACCAGCAUGAUUUAGAAGCACCAAGGAAGCAAGCCUCUGGGAAUGCCUGAGUGAUCUUCUAGAUUAGGCUAAUUGAGGCAGAAAGACUCACUUAAACUAUAGUCCAUGGGCUUAUGUCUAGUUCUGAAUAAAAUGAAAAAAAAAAAAAAAAGACAGCUGAGCACCAGAUUAAUUCUCUCUGUGUUUCCUGUGGCUGCCAUGUGAGCUGCCACUGCCAUACUCUGCCACUAUACCUGCCUUACUAGAGGAACCAUGUCCCCAAGCUGUGAGCAAGAACCAAACUUUCCUUCCUUCCUUAAGUUACUUUACCCAACUCUUUCAUCACAACUGUGAGACCUGUAACUAAGACACUUACCUGGUAAGGAGCAUCCUGGUUCUAAUGACUCAUAGCUUACUGAGAACAAACACUGAGGAGGUUCAUGUUAAUACACAGUUUCAAGUUAGAGCUCUGUCCCUGGUAGUGAUGAAAUCCCUUUGGACCAGUUUUUCUCAACUAUGAAAUGGAGCUGAUGAGAACCUCAUUAAAAAUCCUUAAUC
Mastomys coucha (southern multimammate mouse) is the source of this 3838-nucleotide messenger RNA. RefSeq names its product translation initiation factor IF-2-like. The record is from RefSeq and is a predicted model, not a curated record. The transcript has a single exon. Bases 522 to 1367 code for a protein of 281 amino acids. Lineage: Eukaryota; Metazoa; Chordata; Mammalia; Rodentia; Muridae.